ACAAGCAAUGGCAGAGUUUAAACGCAUUCAGGACUUCAGCAGCCACUCACAGAACAAAAUAGAUCUUGUCUGCUUAGUGAAUGAGGACAUGAACAGGAGACCAUCACAGACAUGGAAAGGUCGCUUGUGGAGUAAGCAGUGUUGUCUUCUUCUGAUGUAUGGCAUGCUCUUCAUGGCCCUUGUUAUCACAGUCUCAGUAACUUUUAGACAGCAAUCGACUAAACUGAGCGAGGCAGAGAUUGCUGUGGUCAAUCUGACAUUUUCUGCUGCUCUGCUCUCUUCCAACCAACAAGAUACUAAUGAGAGAUUCAUGAAAAUUGUCAGAGAACUGAAAGCUGACCUGGGGAGAAAAUUGGCAAAUCUGACUCAGUUUAGCCAGCAACCAAGUAAACUGAGCAAGGUAGAGAAUGCAGUGGCCAAUCUGACAUCUUCUGUUGCUCUGCUCUCUUCCAACCAACAAGAAACAAAUGACAAAUUCAUGGAGAUGGUGAGUGAACUGAAGACUAAACUGGAGAGCAGAAUAACUAAUUUGACUCAGCAGGUAGAGGAUGCUGUGGUGAAUCUGUCAUCUUCUGUUGCUCUGAUCUCUUCCAACCAACAAGAUACAAAUGACAGAUUCAUGGAGAUUUUGAGUGAACUGAAGGCUGAACUGGAGAGCAGAAUAACAAAUUUGACUCAAAUUCUGAGCUGUAAAACUGGAUGGGAACUUUUUCUUUCUAACUGUUAUACAUUUUCCAGUAGUAAACAGGACUGGAAUAAAGCACGGACUUACUGUCGUUCACAGGGUGCCCUGCUGCUUAAUCUGGGGAAGGACACCAGGGAAUGGGAUUUUAUUGUAAAACGCACUGAAUCCAAAUCCUACUGGUUUGGUCUUACAGAUGCAACGACUGGUCAGUGGAGAUGGGUGGAUGGAACACCCUACAUUAUGGACAGCAGUAAGUGGGAACCUGGUGAACCAAAUAACUGGGAAGGUAAAGAGGACUGUGGAGAACUAACUGCAACUGGGAAACUGAAUGACGCCCCCUGCUCUAUGCGUUUCCAAUUUAUCUGCAAAGGACCGGCCAUUGAAAGCUAACAUUAUAACUUUGUGCUAUAGAGUAUGCAUUCCUUCAAAACAGUACUGAUACUUCUCACUGUAUUAUUAAAAGAAGAUACUGAUCAGUGUAUUUCAGUCUUUUAAAAUCUGUGAUAGUUAUAGCAUUAAGUGUAAAUUCAGUCAAAUUAACAACAACAUCCCAUUUUAAUCAUACCUGGGAUUUCACUCUGGCCAUUUUUGAGCUGAUAAAAAUGUAUCCAGAGUUCAAAGAUUAGUAUUUUUAUAAUAGAUAUAUAAUUAAAAUAGAUCAAAAUACAUUAAUUAAAUAAUACAUAGAUUUAUCUUGUCUUGGAAGAAGCCACUUAUCCUCUUUUUUGCUGAUGUGGGACAAAGAACAGCAAUGUAUUACAUUCUUACAGAAAAAGGUGUCAUGUUUGAUGUCUGGAAAGUUUUACAUGGCUUAGGUGAAUACCCAAUAACAAAUGAAUAAGAAAGCCAAUGAUUCGUUUCUGUGUGAUUAACAUUACAACCAAAAGUGUUUUGGUCUGUGUUUUAAUAGUUUUACAACAAAGUAAUGCUGUACCCAUUUUUCUGUAUGACAAUGCAUUGUUUACUGUACUACAUGUUCUUAUAAACUGUGUGAUAUUCACAUAAACAACAUUUUUAACUUUA
This is a messenger RNA of Myxocyprinus asiaticus (Chinese sucker), 1708 nucleotides long. It is a transcript of the gene asgr1b, whose product is annotated as asialoglycoprotein receptor 1b. Bases 8 to 1075 code for a protein of 355 amino acids. The transcript is spliced from 11 exons. NCBI's taxonomy places the organism in Eukaryota, Metazoa, Chordata, Actinopteri, Cypriniformes, Catostomidae. The record is from RefSeq and is a predicted model, not a curated record.